Molecule: messenger RNA, 7755 nt
Organism: Chelonoidis abingdonii (Abingdon island giant tortoise)
Lineage: Eukaryota; Metazoa; Chordata; Testudines; Testudinidae
Source: RefSeq, a predicted model, not a curated record
AGGUCGGCGGCGCCUAGUUGCGGGUACUAUCUGUUCCCUCCCUCUCCCGGCCGGGCCCACAGGGAGAGUGACACUCAUCAGGCGGCUCCGUCCAGGCGGCGCAAGCAGCUCGCAACCGCCAUCCCUCUCGUCUUCCACAGUUUAGGAGCUUGUGCCAUGGCCUGAUACACAGUGGUGUGCAUGUACAAAAGAAUUCCUCAGUGGGAAGAAAAGAUAAGCCGUUUGUGGAGAUAAAGAACACACAAAGGGAACAUCUGCUUUUAAGGUUACAGAGGUGCUGAAGCAUGGCUGACUUCGAUCACAAUCUCAGUCUUGCGGAUGCUCUGACAGAACCACCAGCAGAAAUUGAGGAAGAAGUGAAACGAGACUUCAUUGCCACCCUGGAAGCAGAGAAAUUUGAUGAUGUGGUUGGAGAAACAGUGGGUAAAACAGACUAUAUCCCCCUACUGGAUGAUGAUGAUGAUGAUGAUGCAAAGGCUGGGAGCCAGGAACCAAAAAGCAAACCCCACACAGAUGGUGGUCAGGUGGAAAGUACUUCAGCUGUUGGACCAGCAGUGUUAGAGAAUGGUGACCAUGGAACAGAAGAUGACAGUACAGUAUUCCCAAGAGAGAUCAUGGGUGAAAAAAUGUCCUACAAAGAGUUUCUGGAUCGUAACGAGACCUGGGCGAUGGAUGAUAGAGACCUUUGCUUUGAACCACAGUCGAUAUUCAGACCCAUGGAGGGGACAGAGCCCUUCAGGAUGCACAGAGAGGAUGUCCUGUGUGAUCUGCUGCUACGUCCUUCUGAAAUGGAGACUCGCCUACCAUUCACAGAGCAUUUUGAAGCUUCAGAGGAAGUUCAUGCACCCCAUGCAGCUAUGAUGGUACCUGAAUUGCCUUCUCUGGGAUCCCCAUAUUCUCAUGCAGAAGUUACAGAUCCAUCUGCCUUCAUCACCCUGGAUUCAACUACAGAGUCUCUGCUGAACAUAGAAGCACCUGCAAGAGUGACAGUGCCUGAAGAAAAUUGGCCGGGAGCUGAGCAUGCUGUGGAGAAACUAGAUGAAUCUUCCUUUGUAGAACCACCAGAACCCACCAGGAUAGCUGAUGCAGCAGAAGAAUAUUUGCCAGGAAGUCCAGUGGCUGCUGUACCUGCUGCUGUUCCUUCUGCAUUAACAGAGCCUACAGAAGAGACCAAAGCUACUGACGCACCACAGGUUGAACCAACGGAGUCCGUUCCAGUGAUGGGAGACGCGUCUGUUCCAGUGAUGGGAGACGCGUCUGUUCCUGUAGUGGAAGAGCUGAUGGUGUUUGAACCUUCUGUUGAGCAACACAAGUCAGCUGUUAAUGAACCUCCAACAGUAUCGUCUGCCCCAGCUGUGGUAAUGGAACAAAAAAUGACCGUCACAGAAGCCUCUACUCUUGGUGCAGAUAGUACUCCUAUGCUAGAGAAUGUGGAAGAGAAUAAACCGUCUCCCAGCAAACAUAUAGAGCAUCUUCUGAAGCCAAAUGAAGAACUCCUAGAGCUGGCAGUUCCAGUGGAAGCAAAAGAACCGUUGACAUUAAUAGAAACUAAAGAAACUCUUCCAGAAAAAACAGCUCCGGCUGCUGACCUGGCCAUAGUAGAGGAGCUGAAGGAAGAGGCUGAGCUUAGUCAUGCCCACCAUACAGAACCUCCACAAAAGAAAUCUCCACUAGAACCUACAGGUGUUCCUACUGCACAAGUAAGGCAAGCUAACAAAUCAAGUGACCGCAGGUUUGGCAGAGCAAAACCUGCAGCAGUGCCUGGUGCAGAUGUCCCUGAGGAACUUCUAGUAGGUCUCCCACAGCAGAAGAGUACUGACCCAAAAGCAGACCCCUUUUCUAUGGCAGAACUUGGAUGGGUCUCUGGAACAUUCUCUCGAACUAGGACACCACAUAAAAAGGCAGCCGGGCAGCUACUCAGCAUGCCGUCUGAAUUUGUGGAGAGCCAGAGAGAUGUACCUAGAGAGAGCUGGGAUUCAGAAGGUUCUCCAGUGAUUGUGAAGAAGAAGAAGAAGAAACAGAAACAAAAGAGAAACCAGCAGCCAAGAACAAUGGAGUUGGGGGAUGAAAAUGUAGAAGUUUCUAAAGCUCCCAAAGUUCCUCUCUUUGCUGCUGAACUGCAAAAGGCAGACGUUCCCUUUGUCCUGCCUGCUGAAGGUGUCAAAGAGCACUCUGCUCACUCAAGAGAGGGCCAGAGGAAGGGAACUUCAAAUGUACCAAGGGAUGCUAAGGCAGGAACUGAAAGCCACCUCGUAGGCGAUCAAAAUUUUAUCUCAAGUCCCACAGCAGGCCAGCAGAGCCUGAAAACUGAAGGACCAUUUAAAUUUUUGUUGGAUGCAAAAGCUGGAGAAGUCAUGAAACAGGAAGAAAUGAAAGCUGACAGUUUGUUUCAGUCUGAAAGCAAAAACAAACAGGUACCCUUGGAGAAGCUAGAAUGCAAGACAGAACACACUAAGAUGGGGGAUCCUUCCUCAGCACUGACGCAAACUAAGCCUAUUGAAAUAAGUUUUGUUGAUAAAAACAAAAAGAUUGAGUGUAAACAUUCAGAGCAUUCAGACCUUAAAGUAUCUCUUUCCAAAGGCAUCAACCUAAAUAAAGUGGAAACUCCUUUGGAAACCAAACCUGUAGAAAUUAGCCUUAUUGAUGAAAAUAAGGAGAUUAAGUGCACAUCUCCCAAGCAUGUAGCAGCAGAUGAGACAGUUCCAAGUGAAGUUCAAACUCCCAGUGGGACGUUGAUGGGAGAGAAACCAAAGAAAAGAGGUAGUGAUGAAAAAAGCAGAAAGACUGAAAAUGGUUUCUCCAAGGAGCCUGCUGUUUUAGAGAUUAAGACAGAUACAACCAAUCUUCCUGCUGCAGCAAAGAGAGUCAACAAAACUAAAGAAACAGAUUCCUUUGAUAAAAGCCAAGAGACUGGCUCUAUUACUUCAGAGCCUCCAUUGGAAACUGCAACAGAUAUUACUAAAGUUCCCCUUAUACCAUUGGUGUCAGACAAACCUAAAGAGGGCAUUGCUGGGCAAAACAAAAAGGCUGACUUCAGUUUUUCAGAGCAGCCAUUUCUUUUGGAGACUAAGACAGAUACAGCCAAACUUCGUGCUCCUGCUGAGACAGUAGACAUAACUAACAUCGGUUUCACUGAUAAAAGCAAGCAGACUGGAUUCGAUCACCCAGCUGUGACAGAUCCCAACAUGGCACUGGUUACAGAUAAACCUAAAAAGAGGGGUAGUGAUGGGAAGAACAAAAAAGUUAAAAAUUCCUCUGAGCAGCCAGUUUUUAUGGAGGCUGAGACAGACCCAGACAAACUUCCUGCUGUAGCUAAGACAGCUGGCAAAACUAAAGAAAUAAUCUUUACUGAUGAAGACACAGAGCCCAGCUUUGCUGUUGCAGAGCAUUCAUUGGAGGAUAUGACAGGUCCCAGUACUGCAAAGGUGGCAGAGAAGCCAAAGAAGAGGACUAGUGAUGGAAAAAACAAAAAGGCUGAAAAAGGUUAUUUCCAGCAGCCAUUUUUUCUGGAGGCUAAGGAAGACACAAGCAGCCUUCCUACUGUAAUGCAGAAGGAUGACAAAACUGAAAAAGUAAGUUUCACUGAUAAAGGUAAAGAGACUGAUUUUACUACCGCAGAUCAUCUGUUGGAGGGUGCAACAGCUACAAUGAAGGUACAAGGUCCCACUGCAACACUGGUAACAGAAGAACCUAAAAAUGGUAUUACUGGGAAAAGUGAAAAGGCAGAAUUCAGUAUUUCAGAACAGCCAGAUGCGGCCAAACUUCCUGCUAGUGCUGAGACAAUCAGCAAAACAAAGGAAGAUAGUUUGAUGGAUAAAAGCAAAGAGACUGGAUUUACUACAGAUUCCAGUAGAGCACUGUUGAGUGACAAACCUAAAGAGAAGGGCAGUGAUAGGAAAGGCAAAAAAGUUGGAAAAAGUUCUUUUGAGCAGCCUUUUCUUCUGGAGGCUAAGACAGACACAAGCAAGCUUCCUACUGUAGUUGAAAAGGCUGAAAAAAUGAAAGAAAUGGGUUUUGCUGAUGUAGGCAAGGAGCCUAUCUUUACUACAACAGGGCAUCAACUGGAGAAUUUGACAGAUACAACCAAGGUACAAGUUCCCACUAUGAAACUGAUAACAGAAAAACCUAAAAUAAAGGAAAGUAAUGAAAAAAGUUUCUUUGAACAGCUUGUUCCCUCAGAUUACAAAAUGGACACAGCACAGUCCGAAACACUCAUCAAAACUAAAGAAACUCCCUUCUCUGAUAAAGGCAAGGAGACUGAUUUUACUACUUUAGAGCACCUCUUGGAGGAUAUAAGAGAUAUAGCUAAGGCACACAUUCCCAUGACAGAACUGGCGGCAGACAAAACUAAGAGGUGUAGUGAUGGGAAAAGCAAAAAGAUUGAAAAUAGUGCUGAGCACCUUGCUGUCUUGGAGGCAAAGACAGACUCCAUUAAACUUCCUGCAGUAGUCAAGGAGGCCAAUAAAAUUAAAGAAACUCACUCAACUGAUAAAGGCCAGGAGACUCAAUUUACUAUUUCAGAGCAUCUGUUGGAAGAUAUAACAGAUACAGCUAAAAUACAAACUCCCAUUACACCACUUGUGACAGGAAAACCAAAAGAGACUAAUAAGGAGAACAGCACAAAGGCUGAUGUUCGUUCAGAGAAGCCAUUUCUUUUGGAGACUAAAGUGGAUGCAGCCACACUUCCUGGUGGUGCUGACAAAACUGAAGCUGUAAGUUCCACUGAUGAAAGCCAGGUGGCUGGAUUUACUAUUUUAGAACAUCAAAUGAUGACAGAUCCCAGUCCAGCACUGGUGACCAAUAAGUCUAAAAAGAGGGGAAAUGAUGGAAAAAACAGAGAGGCUAAAAAUGCCUCUGAGCAGCCAGUUCUUCUGGAGACUAAGAUCGACAAAAGCAAAAUACAACCUCCCAUAGUAACUGAUCUGGAGUACCAAAUGGAAGAAAUGGGUCUUGUAGAUGAAAACCAAAAUAUUAAAAAUUUCCCCUCUGAGCAUCAAAUGCUUUGGGAUAAUAAGGGUCACUUGUUCACACCCUUCACUCAGUCUGGAGCAGUUGGUGUUGACAGAGUUGACAAAGCCAGUAUCUUUCCAGAGUAUCCAGUAAAGGAUGAAGGAUGGAAGGUGCCUGUGCCUCCUGCAGUGGUUUGGGAGGGCACCAACAAAGAAUCAAGCACAGGUGACAAAAGGGAGAAAAAUAAACACAGCCAUUAUGAGCAUUCAGUCACACUGGAAGGUGAAGAUGCUGGCGUACAGGCUUUCGCUUCAGUGAAGGAGGGUGAUGAAAUCAAAGUGACUAGUGCUGGGGAUAAGAAGAAGAAAGGUAAACGGCCUUCCUUGGAUUCUCCAGUUAAACAGGAUGCCAAGGCAGGAAGGGAUGAAGUGCAUACUUCCAUUUUAGCAGAGAUUGAUGACAAAGGAAUAAGUUUCACUGGUGAAAAGCAAAGCACUGAAUGUGCUUCCUUGGAGCAUCUGGUGAAGGAGACAGAUGCCAUGAAGGGAACAAUUCCCACAGAUGCCAAAGUGACGGACAAAAUGGAAGGAAGUAGCUCUGCGGGUGAGAAGGAUGUUGGAUGCAUUUCUCCGGAACUUACAGUGCAAUGGGAGAAUAAAGCAGAAGCAGUUGUUCUGCAGGUUCUAGGUACAACGGAGGUGGUGAACGAGGCUAAAGAGGCUGAGCUGGGUGAACAAAGCUUCUCUGAGUGCCCAGUUAGUUUAGAAAAAAAGACAGAUGCAGCUGAGGUUGCUAGUGUGACUCUGAGAGAUGCCCAAACAGAGGAAAUCAGUCCUACUGAUAAAAUUAAAGGCCAUUCUGAACACUCAGAAGGUGAUGCUGCUGACAAGAUGAAGGCUGGCCUGAAGGACUUCCAAGCUUUGAAGUCUGAAGAGGAUAAAUAUGCAGACUUACCUCAGAAACAGAUAGAUGGUUCUGGACAAAAAGUGGUGAAAGAGACAAAGAAAGAGGCGAGAGUCAAAGCUACGGAACAGAUAAAAGGCUACAUGAGACCCACAAAGUCAAGAGGGCUUCCUACUCCACCACCAAGGCCUGCUGUCCAAGAUCGAGAGAAACCAAGGCAGCUGAAAGCUAAUGGUAUGAGUCGGCAAAGGCAAGAAAAAGCAAAACCAGAAGAGAUAAAACUGGUGGAGGUUGUGACGGGAAGUGACAUCACAGCACCCCCAAACAAAGAGCUUCCUCCAAGCCCUGAGAAGAAGAGCAAGCCUUCAGUAUCCACACCAUCAGCAAAACCUGCAGCAACGAAAACCAAGCCACUGUCCAGUACAAGCCCCAAGCGGCCAGCUUCUGCCACACCUGGCCAAAACAAAAAACCCACCAGCCCUACUGCAGGUCCUACUUCGGCCACUACUCCCAAACGCUCAGCCACCAGUACUACACGUCCCUCCACUUUAACUCCUAAAGACACUAAACCAAAGGUAACAGAUGCGAAGAGCCCAGACAAACGGACCUCACUUUCAAAGCCACUGUCUGCUACAACACCUCGAGCUGCUGUAAAGGUCAGCCCUGCCACGCCCAGGACAACUGCAGCGUCUCCAGUUACAACACCCUCCGGUCCGAGAAACACUGCUACUUCCCCACCCAAAAGGCCAACGUCUAUCAAGACUGAAACAAAACCUGCAGAUGCCAGGAAGACCACUGCGAAGUCACCAUCAGCAGACCUGAGCCGCCCAAAGAGUGCGCCUGCAAACUCUGCUAAGAGCAGCGCCACUACCCCUACUGCUGCAACCCCAGGUACUCUUGCCUCACCUGGAGUCGCCACCAGCCGCCCCAAACCCAAGCCAGCUGCAGCCAGACCCACCACAGCAUCAAGUGCAACUCCAGAAGCUAAAAAACCAUCAACAGUUAAAGCUCCACUUAAAACCAGCACUGUUCCCAAGCCGCCUCGCCCAACCAGCAGUGUUUCUGCCCCUGAUCUGAAGAACAUACGAUCCAAAAUCGGAUCAACAGAUAACAUUAAACACCAACCUGGUGGAGGAAGGGCUAAAGUAGAGAAAAAACCAGAAUCAGCCGGUGCUGCGCGAAAGUCUGAAUCCAAUGCGGUCUCUAAAAUGGCUACUACUAAAACAACUGUAACAAAAGAGGGGGCACAAAAGCAGCCCAAUGGGAAAGUCCAGAUAGUCUCCAAAAAAGCGAACUACAGCCAUGUUCAGUCCAAGUGUGGUUCCAAGGACAAUAUUAAGCAUGUCCCUGGAGGUGGGAAUGUUCCAAAUGCCCCAAAGCCAGCUUCAGGCAGCCGCUCCCAGCCGUCCAUCGCCCCCAAACCCAGCCCAGGCAGUACCAAUGUGCAGAUCCAGAGCAAGAAAGUUGACAUUUCCAAAGUGUCCUCAAAGUGUGGCUCUAAAACGAAUAUAAAACACAAGCCAGGGGGAGGAGAUGUCAAAAUCGAGAACCAGAAGCUGAACUUCAAGGAGAAGGCGCAGGCGAAAGUGGGCUCUCUGGACAACGUUGGACAUGUGCCAGCAGGAGGCACGGUGAAGCCUGAGGGGAGUGAAGAGGCAGCGCUGCUGGCUCAGGCCCCUCAGAAUGGAGAUGUGACAGCGCCCCAGGCAGACAGUGAAAUGCGGGAGAAUGGAGUAGGGCCGACUGCGCCCACUGUGGGUGGUGGUGACCAAAGGGAAAUUCUGAGCUUCGGCUGUCAGAUACAAGAAACAAGCAUCUAAUGAUGACAUUAUGGUAUCAUCCUCCGCUCCCCUGCCCCCUCUCCCCUCCCCCGCUCCCCAUCUCACCUACCCCCUUGUGUCG